UUCUACUUUAAAAAAAUACAGUUUAUAAAAUCUUAUAUUUGUAAAAGGUUCAGAAAACUCAAAGAUACAGAAAAUUUUCAAUCACCCAAACUGUCAACCCUGACAACCACAACGUCAUACUUCAAAACCCCACCCCACAAUGGUCCUCUCCAUGGCGCGAUGGGUGGGGAAAACCGCCAUAAUCACCGGCGCCAGUUCGGGAAUCGGCGCCGCCAUCGCCGACGCUCUCGUCGAAAAAGGCCUAAACGUCCUCGGCGUCUCCCCCAUAACCGAACCCAUCGACAAGCGCGCCAAAGAACUCUCCGACAAACCCGGAAAACUCUGCUCCUUCUACGCCGACGUGACCUGCGAAGACCAAGUCCUCUCCGCCUUCAAAUGGGGCGAAGACAACUUCGGCCCCGUCCACAUCCUCGUCAACAGCGCCGGAGUCUUCACCGAGGAGCUCCUAUCCGAAGGAAAACUGCAGACCUGGAAGACCAGCUUCGAGGUGAACGUGUUGGGGCUGUGCUUGGCAACGAGAGAGGCGGUGAAGAUGAUGCGAAAGCACGACGUCAGCGGACAUAUAGUGCAUAUUAAUAGCAUCGCCGGGCACCACGUGGGGUUCACGCCCAAGAUGAAUGUUUACCCGGCGACGAAGUUCGCGAUUACGGCGUUGACGGAGACGCUGCGGCAGGAGUUGACCCUGCUUGGGACCAGGAUUAGGGUUACGAGUGUUAGUCCGGGGCUGGUUUUUAGCGAGUUCUCGGUUUUGAAUAAGAAUGUGAGUGAAGAGAAGAGGGAGGCGUUGAAGAAGAGGCCGUUUAUUAAACCGGAAGAUAUUGCAGAUGGGGUUGUUUAUGCGUUGUCGACUCCGGAACAUGUUCAAGUUCAUGAGUUGACGAUUAAACCGGUGGGGGAAAGAUAUUGAUAAUUUGUUUUAGGUGUGUUUGUAAGUGUAAUAAAAAA
Zophobas morio is the source of this 945-nucleotide messenger RNA. Its product is annotated as farnesol dehydrogenase-like. NCBI's taxonomy places the organism in Eukaryota, Metazoa, Arthropoda, Insecta, Coleoptera, Tenebrionidae. The transcript is spliced from 3 exons. Gene Ontology annotation, molecular function: oxidoreductase activity. The coding region runs from base 140 to 907 and encodes 255 amino acids. The record is from RefSeq and is a predicted model, not a curated record.